AUGCUUGUUAUAAGAGCGCUGCUAGCAAUCCGAUAUUUACCUAGAAGUUAUAAAGUGUAUUUACCUUAGGCUACGUCACUUGGUGCACGAAUUCCGUUUAAUUCAACGCAGUAUUGAAUACGAAAUGCAGUACAUUUUAUUUUAACUGCGCACAGAACUAUGCAACACUAUUCUAUUCUAGGCAAUAUUUGCUUCUCAUCCGCAUCCCAGGCAACAAUCACUGUCCUUAGCAUAUUUUGAAAUUACAGUUUGGAGGAAAGGGAGGAGAAAUGAUUCGGUUUCCCUAAAUUCACCUGUACUGCCGCCUCCUGGACGGACGCGCCUCUUAGCGCGAAUGGAGUAGUAUAAGCGCUCUAGCCAUAUAUGAGACUCAUCCAAAGCGGGAGAGCAGCGCGCAGCCGACGGGAUGGACAGGAGUGUGAUGCCAACGUUCAGUGUCCUCUUUCUGCUCGGGGUCUUACUGACGGGGACGGGAGCCACGGAGAGAAGCCGGGGAACAGGAAUGCUCGGGGAGAGGGACAAGGAAAACGGCGUGGAGAGCCCGUGCGAGGUUAAAACAGUAACAGUGUCUACACUGCCCGUUCUCCGGGAAAAUGAGUUCAGUUUUACCGGUGGAGGUUCGGGGAGUGUGGCUGGUGGUGGAGGUGGAGGAGGUGUCGAUGGUGGUACUGGCGGCGGCGGCGGCGGGGGAGGAGGGGAGUCUCAGCUCCUGCUCUUCGUCAGGACAGACGUACCUGGAAGAAUAUCUGUUUUGGAUGACCUCGACAACACUGCUUUGCCGUACUUCACGCUUGAGAUGUCCGGGACAGGAGCAGAGAUCUCCCUGGUGCACUGGAAGCAGCAGUGGCUGGAGAAUGGGACACUCUACUUCCAUGUGUCCCUGAGCAGCGCCGAGCAGCUGUCUCAGGUGACCCCGCCCCCAGCGCAAGAGCCCGCCCACGUCCUGCACGAGCACGUGCACCUGCUGCACAUCUCCGUCAUGGGAGGUCUGAUUGCUUUGCUCCUGCUGAUCCUCCUCUUCACCAUGGUCCUGUUUGCGAGGAGGCGCUGGUGCAGGCGCAGACGGGCGCCCCAGAAGAGCGCCAGCACCGAGGCCACGCACGAGAUCCACUACAUCCCGUCUGUCCUGCUGGGCCCCCAGGCCCGCGACAGCUUCCGGAACUCCCGCCUGCAGCCGUGCGGCUCCGUCAUCGGCAUGCCCAUCCGCGAGACGCCCAUCCUGGACAACUACGACUGCGAGGAGGACGAGCAGCUGGAGCGGCAGCAGACCGACCACCUGCGCAGCCAGACCCCCGACUGCGCGCGGGACGCCGAUGCAGGCUGGCAGGCAGGCCACACGCCAGGCGGCCUGGGGGACGAGGACCUGCAUCACAAAAUGGGCCUGGACAACAAGAGAGUCCUGGACUCAAACCAAGAGACGGUGGAGGCAUUGAUGCUGAAGUUUAAGGAGAGCUUCCGCACCAACACGCCCAUAGAGAUUGCACAAUUGCAGCAGGUCACACGCAGCUCUUCAACCGGGAGGAAGAGACGGCGCAGCCGCUCCAGAGGUGGCGGGGUGUAUGGGCACCCGGGAGAUUCAGGCUCAGAGGCAGACGAUGAGACACAGCUGAAGUUCUACACAGAACAACACAGGGGGCGCCGUCGCAGCAAAGGUUCUCCACGCAGCCCUGUGAACAAGCCCACUCUGACGCUUAUCACCAUUAGCACCUGCAUCCUGGCCGUGGUGUACAGCAGCCAGAUGUCCUGUCCCCUUACCGUGAGGGUGACCCUGCACGUCCCUGAGCACUUCAUCGCUGACGGGAGCAGUUUUGUGGUCAGUAUGGGCAGCUACCUAGACGUGUCAGACUGGCUGAACCCUGCUAAGCUGACCCUCUACUACCAAACCAACUCCACUUCCCAGUGGGUGAGGGACUACUGUGGCCAGCGAACCACUGACCCCUGUGAGCAGCUGUGUGACCAGGACACAGGUGAAUGCAGCUGCCAUGAGGGCUACUCCCCCGACCCCGUCCACAAGCACCUCUGCGUCCGCAGCGACUGGGGCCGCAACGAAGGUCCCUGGCCUUACGCCAACCUGGAGAAGGGCUACGACCUGGUUACUGGGGAACAAGGACCGGAAAAAAUAUUCAGGACCACAUACAGCUUGGGGCAGGGUCUGUGGCUGCCCGUCAGUAAGAGUUUUGUUGUACCCCCGGUGGAGCUGUCAAUCAACCCGCUGGCAAGCUGCAAGACGGAUGUCCUAGUCACCGAGGAUCCCGGGGAUAUCAGGGAGGAGUCCAUCAUGUCCACGUACUUUGAGACGGUGGACGACCUGCUGUCCUCCUUUGGUCCCGUGCGGGACUGCUCCAAAGACAACGGCGGCUGCAAGAAGAACUUCAAGUGUGUGUCGGACCGGCGGGUGGACUCCUCGGGCUGCAUGUGUCCUGAGGGAUUGCGGCCAAUGAAAGAUGGCUCAGGUUGCUAUGACUACUCGAAGGGCACGGACUGUUCCGAUGGGUUCAACGGGGGCUGUGAGCAGCUGUGUCUCCAGCAGCUGGUGCCCCUCCCAGAGGACCCCACCUCCAGCAAUGUGCUCAUGCUCUGUGGAUGCGUGGAGGAGUACAGGUUGGCUCCAGAUGGCCGCACCUGUGUGUUACAGUCAGAGGUAUGCGAGGGCCCGGCUUGUCAGCGACACAGUACCCGCUUCAACGACACACUCUUCGGAGAAAUGCUUCAUGGCUACAACAACAAGACCCAGCAGGUGCACCUGGGCCAAGUGUUCCAGAUGACGUUCAGGGACAACAACUUCAUCAAGGACUUUCCCCAGCUGGCUGAUGGACUGAUGGUCAUCCCACUGCCUGUGGAAGAGCAGUGUAGAGGGGUGCUGUCUGAACCGCAGCCUAACCUGCAGCUUCUCACUGGAGAUGCCCAGUUCAAUGAGGCCAUGGGAUAUCCCAUGGUGCAACAGUGGAGAGUCCGCAGUAACCUGUAUAAGGUGAAGCUCAGCUCUAUCACACUGUCUGCAGGUUUUUCCAAGGUGCUCAAGGUGCUGAACGCAGAGAGCACUCGCGAGGAGCUGCUGUCCUUCAUCCAGCAGUUUGGCAGCCACUACGUCUCGGAGGCCCUCUAUGGCUCCGAGCUCACCUGCACCAUCUACUUCCCCAGCAAGAAGGUCCAGCAGCAGCUCUGGCUCCAGUACCAGAAAGAAACCACCGACCUAGGCAGCCGGAGGGAGCUGAAGUCCAUGCCCUUCAUCACCUACCUGACCGGCCUGCUGGCCGCGCAACGGCUCUCGGAGGACCACCUGGUGGUGGGCGUGGAGAUCCGCUGCGAGGAGAAGGGCCGCUGCCCAUCCGCCUGCCACCUGUGCCGACGCCCAGGCCUGCAACAGCCCAGCCCCACGCCCGUCCUGCUGGAAGUCACCCGCAUCGUGCCCCUCUACAGCCUGGUGCAGGACAACGUCACCAAGGCGGCAAACCAGCCUAUGAAAUGCUACAGUGUCAUCCUUACUGGGUACCUUCAUUACACCUCGGGCACACAGAAGUCAAAGCAACACACACUGAGCGGUUUAACUGGAGGACAAACAGACAGUAAGCUCUCACAGGGAACAACACUGCACCUGCAGCACAAAUGGAUGAAGCAGCACCACAGGAUGUAGCUGGAGAGAGGUCAGAGAUGGAUGAAGCAUCACCACCGGAUCUAGCUGGCCAGAGAUCAGAGAUGGAUGAAGCUGCACCACCAGAUGUAGCUGCACAAAGGUCAGAGGUGGAUGAAGCUGCACCAAAGGACAACACUGGAGAACAGCAGGAAUGCAGUUUUUGUAGCCGCAGGCAUGCCGAAAUUAACCACUUGUGGGGGUCCAUGUGGAGUGCGUGAUUGGAUGUGUACGCACCAAGUACACCAUACUAAGUGAGACCAUACCAGUGAGCAUGGUGCUCCCAUGUGAAGGCGAGGACAUGAUUUUCCUUGACAAGAUUGUGUCUGUGUGAUGUGCCUUGACUAGCUAAUAUGUGCCCCAGUUUUGUUAUGAAACCAUCUAGUUAAACCAUAUACUUUUGACAUAAACCCCCUUGUGAUGUAGACUACAUUAACAGCGUUAUUCAUAUCAUGCAUAGGCCUACCACAUUAAUGGGGGCGACAUAGCUCAGGAGGUAAGAGCGGUUGUCUGGCAGUCGGAGGGUUGCUGGUUCAAUCCCCGCUCUGGGCGUGUCGAAGUGUCCCUGAGCAAAACACCUAACCCCUAACUGGUCUGGUGAAUGAGAGGCAUCAAUUGUAAAGCGCUUUGGAUAAAAGUGCUAUAUAAAUGCAGUCCAUUUACCAGUCCAUUUAGGGCGCUAUGAUUUCCGUGAUGUGGACAGUAUGGCGGAAUCUAGUCAUAAAAAUGGAAUUAACGGUAAAAAUCCUAAUCUCAUGGAAUUUAACAUGCUUCUGAUUAAAUUAAUCAAAAGCCAUUAUAAAUUAUUGUAAACAGUAUAACAGCACUCCCUCUCGUGUGAUAUUGCUUAAAUAAAAUGACGAAGAGAAACAUUUCCCCGUUUUAGGGAGUUGUGUAUGUGGCGGGGUUUUGUACGUGCACGACUGCGUUCAACACAUCAACUAACCUAGAAAAUUGAACUCCUCACAGACAAGCGUGAGGCACUCACUGUAGUAUAACUACCUCCGAAAUAAUAGCAGUACGUCGGAUAUGAAAACGAAAGCUUUCUUUAUAUUGACAAACAGUUGACGUACAUUUUGUACUUUUCCAAACAAUAAACAAGUCUAUUCACUUGGCACUUACGUCUCAGUCGCAUAUAAAAUUACAAAAUAACGGUCGCUUUUUUUCCUACUUUCCAGCCGCAAGGCAUAAUGGUACUCGUAGUUUUUUACAGUCGUUAGCCAAUACAGCAGAAAAAUCCAUCUCGAAUCAAUAUCAAUCAAACGUAAUACAAAUGAAAUGUAUUUAUUUUUAACUCUUUCUUUUUACUGUAAAUAAUAUAGAUAUAUGUUUAACAGCUUUCAAUGAAUUACAAUAAAUUAACCAUGUAACCUAUUAAGUUACAACACACACUGAGCUGAACACAAAGAGGCUGACAAUCAUGUAUUUCAAUGGAGAGGUCUCUGAGAGAUGGAAAACUUAGACACAGAUAGCUCUGUUCAUUAAGCAGUUCUUUAAGUUUUGCUCAUUGCUACAACAGAUUUUUUUUCAGAUGUUUUUGUUGUGAAGCUCUUUUGUGCAGCACUUUAUUUGGCCAAAAUUAGCAUGGUUUGCUUUGGAUUAAGCUAUUUUGUGUUUUGUUGUGUUCAUAGUUGUAUAUGUAUUGUCAUAUUUUCAGUUGAUUAAGGAUAAUAAAUUGUUAUUAAAUUGUUUUUGAUGAUAAAAUGGGAUUAAACCAUAAAACACAGAAUCCAGAAAAAUUAAAACGGUAAACACGGAAUUUGGGAAAAAAAUAAAAUGGUAUUUAGAAAAAAAUAAAACGGAUUUCAUAGGGCCCUACAUAAUAAAUGAUGGAAAAUUAAUGGUUAAUCGAACUGUCUGUCUCAGUGUGCCGGUCCCCCCCCCCCCCACCCCGACACCUCCCUCUGUUCCGUCUGUGCUGCAGUCUAAGUCCCGACUGAAACACACCAGUGAAACGGACAAAGCUAUCGAGGUAACCCAAAUUAUCUGCUAAAAACAGAAUUAUGGACAAAUUCGAAGAAGAUUUUAAUUCUGUUAUAUCACAGACUUGCCAAAUACAUGGUGUGACUUCGUUGAAGGACCUUCACCGCGUGUGUUUGGAUACGCUGUUAUCGAACAUGUAGAUGUACUCGGUUGCUUGCCUACAGGAUUUUGGCAAAAGCUUCAUUUUUCAAGCGUGGCCUACGGUAUGCAAACUGAUAUCAAAUAAAUACCCAGAAAAAUGGCCAGAAGAAGCAAUGGUUUUGAUUGUUUGCCUGUUACAAUCAAUAAUGGAGGAGCAAGUGGAAUUGUUGAACCAAAAAGGAAUUAAAUAAAUAAAUUUAUCACCAAUAAACAAUUGUGUUUGUUUCUUUUAUUAUCGAACCUCGAACCGCAGACUCUGCAUAUCUCGGUGAUAAACUUUGAUGGUAUUGUUGGUGCUCUGACGUUAACAUUAGCCAUUUUUUCCAAAUAGUGGCUAACUGAUGCGGGUCUGUGGAAAAAUUUGCCUCCGGUAAUGUUUUCCCGGUGCACGUUUCAGACCAUGCCUGGCCAAAAUCAUCGGUACUCCCUGAAAACUUGGUAUUUCACCCAGGGCGGUGCCUUACGUCCUGUUUCACACAGAGUGUUGUGUGCCUGAUGUGCGUUCUCGUCGGCUCGCAUUGGGUCGUCUCGUCACUUUUUGGAUAAGCUAGCAAAACCGUAACCUAAAAAGUUGUUUAUUAACCUAAUCUUUGCCUUAACCCCAAGGUUAAACCUAUAGGAGACCUCAGGCCUAACUGUAACUUCAAACAGAGAUGAUUUUUAAAUAAAAAUUUUUUGUGAUCAUCGAUUUACGAAGAUACACUUAGAUUUUUGCUCCUUCUCCUUGUACUGCUGGCACGGCUACAACCGCGACUAGACUUCCCUGCAGAUUUUCAAAUGACUUUUACCUAACCCAAAGAGCAAAGAUUAACUUUACUGUCCGAUCACACUGUGAUUUUACUUGACUCACUCUCAUUCUCUCUCACACACACAUAACUCAACUCUGAUACACUCACUUGCCGAUUGUACACGCACUCGCCGAGUGAACAGCUAGCGAUAAGGUGCAAUUCACUUUAAAUUUGUUGACAAACUGGUGACGUUAGGGUUAUAUAAUUUAAUGUUAAGGUUAACCAAUUUAACAUUAACAAUAGACUAGGGUGAAUUCAUUCUUUAUAGCUCCAUGGGUCAAACGCUACCAAGCUCCACACGUGAGGCUUGUUUAACGUACAAAGGGAACCUGUUAACGUAAAGUUAGCUUGUUAACAGUUAGCUAACGUUAGCUAGUCAGUAAAUUUCAUCCAAUAUUUUCAUGGCACAUGAUAUGGGGCACAUGUUAUGACAUUCUAAUGUUAGCAUGACUGAAUGUGCUCUCAGAGCAUGAGUUGAGACGGUCACGGAGCUCGCCAAAGCGUGCACUGCUACGUCCUGCAAAACUACGUCCAUCCGGGUGAAGUUUUCAGGGAAUCCCCAAAAUCAUCACCACAUUUGGAGCGCCGCCCAAAUCCCGGGAAGGUAGCCUCCUUUGUUUAUGCCUAGAACGUCAAGGCAUCAACCAGGCUCUGUUGAACGAAAUGAAAAAAGUGACUGGCUCGUGAGGCUACUCCAAUUCUGAAUCUCUUUAUUUGUGUAACAUUAUAUUGAUUAGUGCAAUGCUGAAGUAAAUAUGUGUAAAGUUCACAGUACCAAUGUAGUGCAAAUACAACAGGCAAAAGAAGUAAAGUGGCAGUGUAACCUUCAAGUAUUGACAUUUAGUACAAUUGAGAUUUAAAAAAAGGCAA
Messenger RNA from Anguilla rostrata (American eel), 7413 nucleotides. RefSeq names its product astrotactin-2-like. The transcript is spliced from 18 exons. Gene Ontology annotation, biological process: neuron migration; neuron cell-cell adhesion. Gene Ontology annotation, cellular component: membrane; endosome. Gene Ontology annotation, molecular function: protein binding. NCBI's taxonomy places the organism in Eukaryota, Metazoa, Chordata, Actinopteri, Anguilliformes, Anguillidae. The record is from RefSeq and is a predicted model, not a curated record. The coding region runs from base 407 to 3634 and encodes 1075 amino acids.